Bolinopsis microptera is the source of this 13321-nucleotide messenger RNA. RefSeq names its product dynein axonemal heavy chain 1-like. Gene Ontology annotation, molecular function: ATP binding; minus-end-directed microtubule motor activity; dynein intermediate chain binding. Bases 11 to 12844 code for a protein of 4277 amino acids. Gene Ontology annotation, biological process: microtubule-based movement. Gene Ontology annotation, cellular component: dynein complex. The record is from RefSeq and is a predicted model, not a curated record. NCBI's taxonomy places the organism in Eukaryota, Metazoa, Ctenophora, Tentaculata, Lobata, Bolinopsidae. The transcript is spliced from 50 exons.
GGAUGAGGUGAUGCAAAGUGUCCCCAACAAUAAGCAAAGGGGCUUCUACUCGGACAUUUUGUCCAAAGAGGGGGCCCCUGAUUUGAGCAGCAUCAACCAAGGACCUGAAGUUGCACACAGCACUCUUUGGAAUGUUACCAAAGAGAAACAUCGUCCUAAAGCGUCCUCUUUCAAAAUUCCCGAUGAUUUUGACGAGCAACUAGAGAAACAGAUAUAUGGGCCGUCAACACAAAUUGCCCAAAAUACGGAUUACCCAAUGUCAUCCUGGGAGCCGAAAGUUCAGAUGCCAUAUUACACUCCACCUGGUAAUACGCCAAGAAAAGUUGCCAUCGAGAGAUUGAGGCGGAAAUUCGAGAGUUUAAACAUAGAAAGUUUACUUCUUGAUGCUGGAGUUGAAACAGAUCAACUGAUGCCAAAAGACGAGGUUUCUGCUAGGAUAAACCUGCCGUCACCAGUCAACGCUUCUCUCACCACGUCUAAAGAUGACUUGGCAAGUCUCCAGGAAUCACUCACAAAGAAAGUAUCACAAAACCUUUCAAGGGAAAGUGUUAAAAGUCAAUCCAGUUCCCGUGCAUCAUCAGCUGCAAGUCUGAAAGAGGCAGGGAUAAAGGUCGUGUGUCCUAAUGGUGAGCGUAAAAACAAGGGUCUGUUUGACGGCAACUCUUUGUUAACGAACAGGAAAUCAGCUCCAGUUAACCAGGGACCCCCUGCAGCUGGACCUCUUCAUCAAUACUUCCCCAUAUACCUUCCUCUCGAGAUAUUCGACAAUGAGGAGUACGACUGUCACACCCCAGACGAGUGGAUAAGCAGGCUGUACGACGAGGAUGGAAGUGCUAAAGCAGUACCCGGCAAAGCACUCCUCAAAACCCUGAUAACCAGGGAGAAUCAGAGCCAGAUCGGUAGUUCAGCUACCGCUGCAAAUGACCCUACUCCGUCUCCUCUUUUACCCAUACCAUCGUGGCAGUGGGUCGAUGUUGGUGUACUGGCGUAUUCCCCGAGGACAAAACGAUAUUUAGUACAGCGAGCCAACAUGGGUCUAUCUUGGAGACAUCCUGCUCCCAAUGGAGGUCUAGCCAAUUCAUUGGACGGGACUCCGGCUAACACUGGUGACUGCAAGGAUGGCAAUAGGUAUUGGGUGCCUCGCGUCCGACUUCUGUUCGCAGCUGAAAACCCAUACCGUUUUACUCGACGUGUGGUAGAAGCUCACAAACUGAGACUCGAUUCAGAGUCUGUUAUUCGGUAUCAGAUGUAUGUGGACUGUAUGCACACCAAAUCAGUUCCUGAUAUCGACAAACAGAUGUUAGAUAAUAUCACCAACCAUGCUCUGGGAGCUUGCAAACUUGACGGCUCAAAGUUGAGUUGGUUGGUACAACGUCUCCGGAAGCAGAUUUCUCUGGACUACCAGCGAGCACACAACAGGAUUGCAUUCGACAGCGUGGCCCACACCCUACCCGGCUCCUUUACUUAUGUAACUAUCCCUGACGUCCCUGAGAUCUGUAAAAGUGCUGCUAGGAUCGAUAUUCCCAAAUAUCCCUUCCACAGACAGUUUGACAGUUUCAUCUUCAACUCUUUUCUAACCAGACCCGAGGCUAUCAUGUCCUUGGGGGAUGUGCGCGCUGAGUGCAACAAAGUAUCGAGCAAGGAUUUGUUCCAGACUCAGAUCACGAAGUCCAUGAGACUUGAAGAGUUUGAACAAACUCAGAAUCAGAGCUGUAUGCAAGUCCAGUCCUACCUCAAGGACACGUGGCUGACAACACUUUGUACCCGAGUCACUAGCUCGCUCAGAGAUGUAGGAAAGGGCUGGUUCAACAUAGAGGAGAAUAAGUGGGAGGUUUACGAGAUCUCUAAACUUCGCAAGUUCAUGGAACUCGUCAAAUUCGCCAUGCAAGAUUCUCUAAGAUAUCUAGUGGAACAAUCGCUGGAAGAAUUUGCCCACAUUAUCACAGACACAACUAUAUCGGUGAUGGAACUCAAAGAGGGCAUGGAAUGGCCUCACAAGGGUAACCUUGCCGUGUCCCCCUACCAACCCCUCAAAAACCCCCUCUUUGUCAUUGAUCUGAUCCUGGAUCAGGAGGGUAUCAGAUACUCUACCCCACUGGAGAAUUUCGAGUCGACCAUUGUCAGCGUGUUUGACAGAGGAAUAUUCGUUACUCAGUCCAUACCCCAACUUGAGAAGAGGGUUAUGAGCAAGCUGUUCUGGGCGGGAUGUCCCAUGCUGGAGAGUGUUGGAGCACACGAACCCCACGUGGAGAUUCUGCGAAGCAAGAUCCGUAAGGGCAUCACCCAAGCUCUUAUUCCCCUGAGGGCUUAUCUGAAGCGGUACGAGAAGUUCAGACCUCUCGCCGAGCUCAACGUGGCGGAUUAUUUGAAAUCCAUCAUGGAGAAGGACAUGUCAGCUUACGACGUGAAACGAGAGAUUGAGAUACACCAACAGGAGAAAGAGAGUCUAGAGGCGGAUAUACCUAGCUCUAUUGUUAUUGGGCCCUUCUGGAUUAACUGUGACACGGUCAGGAAUUUCCUUGUUAAGAAGAGGAGAGAGUUGGCUAAGGCUGUUUUGGAGUUACUGGCCAAGAAACUUAGGACACAGACUGAAGAGAUCUGUGAAGAGUUCAAGGUGGUAUCCCGGAAGCUUUUCGACAGACCAAACGCGAUCGAGGAUGCUGCUGAGAUGCGAGAGUACAUCCGGUCAUUACCGGACACUAUCACUCAGAACCAACAGAAGAUCGAUAAGGUCAUGUCAGAUUAUGAGCUUCUAGAGGACUUCUAUUACAACUUGUCCACUGAUGAUUUUAACGCAAAAUGGACAUGCUUCGCGUGGCCAGCAAAGAUAGAUGACCUGAUCGAUCGAACGAACGAGAAUCUGACUCAAGACGAGGAGAGAUUCUCUAAGAUUCUGUCGUCUGACCAGGCCAACUUCGAGGAUAAAAUGGAUUCUCUGCAGAUGACUGUCGCAGGUUUCUCGGGCCACUCGGACAUCAACAAGGCUCUUGAGAUAAGUCUGGAUGUUAAGAGAAUCAGUAACCAACUUAAAGAGUGCCAGACUUUGGCCCAACUUUACAACCAGCGAGAACGAUUGUUUGGUACUCCUGUUACUCAGUAUGACAAGGUCAACAAACUCAUUCGAGAGUUUGAACCUUACAAGAACUUGUGGACGACAACGGCUGACUGGCAGAAGUGUCACGAGUCCUGGAUGAACGAGCCUCUCAACAAGAUAGAUCCUGAGUUUCUGGAGCAAAACAUCUCGACCAGUUACAAGACAAUGCACAAGUGUAUCAAGGUGUUUAAAGAUAACCCUGGCUGCCUGGCUGUUGCCCAAGAGAUCAGGCACCAGUUGGAGGAGUUCAAACCUAAAGUUCCUCUCAUACAGGGUCUUAGGAACCCUGGUAUGAGGAACAGGCAUUGGGAGAGUUUGUCUGAUGAUAUCGGAAUCGUAGUGAAACCGAAGUCGUCCCUGACGUUCAGCAAAUGUCUUGAUAUGGGACUCAUGGACCACGUGGACCAGAUUGCCAAGAUAGCCGAGGUUGCUGGAAAGGAGUUCGCUAUUGAACAAUGCCUGGAGAAGAUGGAGAAAGACUGGGCGCCUGUUAACCUCGAGAUCCUGGCCUACAAAGAGACAGGUACGUACAUCAUGAAGGCAGCGGAGGAGAUUUCGCAGCUUCUUGACGAUCACAUCGUGAUGACCCAAUCCAUGUCGUUCUCACCCUACAAGAAGCCGUUUGAGAACCGCAUCAUGAACUGGGAGAGCAAGUUGAGGAUGACACAGGAUGUGAUGGAGGAGUGGGCUACCUGCCAGAGAGCCUGGCUGUAUCUGGAGCCUAUCUUCUCCUCUGAAGAUAUCAACCGACAACUGCCAGUUGAGAGCAAACGUUACCAAACAAUGGACCGAAUGUGGCGCAAGAUGAUGGCAAUGGCUGCAAACAAUCCCAACGUUAUUACAUUCUGUCCAGACGCUAGACUCCUUGAGAACUUCAGGGAAUGUAACAAGCUUCUGGAACAAGUCCAGAAGGGUCUCAGUGAGUAUCUGGAGACGAAGAGAGCUUCAUUCCCCAGAUUCUACUUCUUGUCUGAUGAUGAACUCCUCGAGAUCCUGUCUCAAACCAAGGAUCCAACUGCUGUACAACCUCAUCUCAGAAAGUGCUUCGAAGCUAUUGCCAAACUUACUUUCCAAGAAGAUCUCAAGAUCACAGCGAUGCACAGUAUGGACGGAGAAAGUGUUCCGUUCUCUGAAACUCUGUACCCAACUGGUAACGUAGAGGAUUGGUUGCUGGAGGUGGAGCGGGUUAUGAGGCAGAGCAUCUUAGAGUCCGUCAAACUCUCUGUAGAGGAUUAUCCUAGGAACAAUCCUCAGACCGCUCGAACAGAAUGGGUGUUGAACUGGCCAGGUCAAGUAGUAAUCGCUGGGUGUCAGAUCUUCUGGACCAAGGAGGUGACGGAAGCUAUUGAGGGUAAUGAUCUCCCGGGGUACUAUGACAAGCUAAUGGACCAGCUGGCCGACUUAGUGAACCUUGUUCGAGGAAACUUGAGUGCUAUUUGUAGAGCGGUUAUGUCUGCCCUUAUUGUGGUGGAGGUGCACGCACGUGACGUCACUGCAAACCUGAUUGAAGUGGGAGUAAAGAAUCUGAACGAUUUCGAGUGGAUCCAGCAGAUGAGGUACUACUGGGACGAGGAGCUGUUGAGUAGAGUAGUGAACAGUGAGUUUAAGUACGGGUACGAGUACCUGGGUAACAGUGGUCGUCUCGUCAUUACUCCUCUUACUGACAGAUGUUAUCUGACGCUCUGUGGAGCACUUCACUUAAAGUUCGGAGGAGCACCUGCCGGUCCUGCUGGUACUGGAAAAACAGAAACUACCAAGGAUCUUGCUAAAGCUCUGGCCUACCAGUGUGUUGUGUUCAACUGUUCUGAUCAGCUUGAUUUCAUGGCUAUGGGCAAGUUCUUCAAGGGAUUGGCAUCUGCUGGUGCCUGGGCAUGUUUCGACGAGUUCAACAGAAUUGACAUUGAGGUGUUGUCAGUGGUGGCUCAACAGAUAACAACCAUUCAGAAAGCACAGAUACAGAAGUUGGAGAGGUUCAUGUUUGAGGGCGUGGAGAUUGUGUUGAAAGCAUCUUGUUCUGUGUUCAUUACAAUGAACCCUGGUUACGCUGGCAGAACUGAACUUCCUGACAAUCUUAAGGCUCUGUUCAGACCAGUCGCUAUGAUGGUGCCGGACUACGCUAUGAUUGCUGAAAUUUCGCUGUUUUCCUUCGGGUUUUCAGAUGCGAAGGUCCUUUCCAAGAAGAUCACUAGUACCUUCAAGCUAAGCUCAGAACAGCUUUCUGCCCAGGACCAUUACGAUUUUGGUAUGAGAGCCGUGAAGACUGUGAUCUCUGCCGCUGCUAAUUUGAAGAGAGAUCUCCAAGAUACUUCAGAGGAGCUGAUCUGUCUUCGUGCUAUCAGGGACGUCAAUGUUCCUAAAUUCUUGCAGGAUGAUUUGAAACUCUUCAACGGCAUCGUGUCCGAUCUUUUCCCCAAGAUCAAACAAGAGGCGAUCGAUUAUGGUGACCUCGAUACCAGCAUCAAGAAAACAUGCGCAAAGAAGAAUCUUCUAGCUGUGGAUGGUUUCAUGAACAAGUGUAUUCAGCUUUACGAAACAACAGUGGUGCGGCAUGGCCUCAUGUUGGUUGGUCCCACCGGUUCUGGUAAAACCAGAUGUUACGAGGUCCUCCAAGAGGCUAUGACCGACAUAAAAGGUUACAGUAUAGGAGCGUACACGUUCGAGAAGGUGAUCACGUACGUUCUGAACCCCAAGUCUAUCACAAUGGGUCAGCUGUACGGAGAGUUCGAUGCCAUGACUCACGAGUGGACUGAUGGUAUUCUGUCAUCCCUUAUCAGGCUCGGGUCCUCUAGCACUGAAACCACAAGACGUUGGUACGUGUUCGACGGUCCGGUCGAUGCUGUGUGGAUUGAGAACAUGAACACUGUCCUAGAUGACAACAAGAAACUCUGUCUCAGUUCUGGAGAGAUUAUCAAAUUAACUGAUUACAUGACGAUGAUGUUUGAGGUAGCUGAUCUAGCUGAAGCUUCUCCAGCUACUGUCAGCCGAUGUGGUAUGGUUUACUUGGAGCCUCAGAUCCUCGGCCACACGCCUUUUGUCACCUGCUGGCUCAAUACCCUACCUGAGAUCAUGAAACCGUACCGGGAACACCUACAAACUCUAUUUGAUACUUAUCUUGAGGGAGCCCUCAAAGCAUUGAGAAAGAACUGCAAAGAAAUGUUAACCACGAUGAACAGCAGUCUGAUCGACAGUACUAACCGAUACAUGGAGUGUUUCUUUGCUCCUUUCACUAAAACAGAGGGUCCACAAAUUCCUGAAGAGAAAUCAGCCAUGAUCCCGAUGUUGAUCGAACCCUGGUUCAUAUUCUCUCUGACUUGGGCGAUACCUGCUUGCUGUGACAGUGAUGGCAGGAAGAACUUUAGUCUUUGGUUGAGGGGUGCAAUGAAGGACGCUAACGCUCAAAUGCCGUAUCCAGAAGCUGGUCAAGUAUUCGACUACAAGCUGGACGAUGGUGGAGCUAGCAUAUUUGAUGAUGACGAAGAGGAAAUUAAGGACAGAAAGAUUUGCUGGGAAAUGUGGACAAAGGAAAUGCCAGAACUGAACAUCACUCCCGAGAGCAAGUUCCAAGAUAUCAUUGUUCCAACUAUGGACACCAUCCGUUCCGAAUACUUGAUAGAAAUGCUGCUUGUCAAUAAAAAACAGCUUAUGUGUAUCGGACCAACUGGUACUGGAAAGUCUCUGACGAUUGCAAACAAGCUCAGUUUAGGAAUGUCUGAGGAGUACAUCUCUAACUUCCUCAUGUUCUCUGCAAGGACUUCGGCCAAUCAAACUCAGGACAUUAUAGAUAGUAAGCUUGAUAAGCGGAGGAAGGGAGUGUUUGGACCUCCACUCGGAAAAGAAUUCGUCUUCUUUAUCGAUGAUUUCAACAUGCCCGCUCUUGAGGUAUACGGAGCCCAGCCACCUAUUGAGUUGAUCAGACAAUGGCUUGACCACAAAGGAUGGUACGACAGAAAGGUGAUCGGAGCCUUCAAAAACCUGGUUGAUAUAAACUUCCUUGUAGCACUAGGACCACCAGGUGGCGGCAGGAACCCUCUUACAAGUCGUAUUGUUAGACAUUUUAACCUUCUCACCUUCUGUAAUCUUCAAGAUGACAGCAAGGAGAGAAUCUUUGGCACCAUCCUGGCGAACCACUUGUCCUCAAUGCCCGGAGGAGGAGCUGAAUUUAGUGGAAACGUUUCGAAGGCCACCAUCAUGGUUUACAACACCAUCUGCUCACAACUUCUGCCCACCCCAGCUAAAUCUCACUAUACCUUCAACUUACGAGAUCUGGCCAAGGUAUUCCAAGGUAUGCUCAUGCUGGAUAUGGGAAAAUCCCGACCACAGUUUGAAAUUCUUAGGCUUUGGUAUCACGAGUGUAAGCGGGUCUUCGCUGAUCGUUUGGUGAAUGAUCAGGACAGAACCUGGUUCGAUGAACUUCUGAAAGAGCGCCUGGUCAAAGACUUUGACACGUCCUACGAUGCAAUUGCAUCCGAAGACAUGCUGGUUUACGGAGACUUCAUGGUUCCCAACGCAGACCCAAGAAUGUACGAACAUAUCGACAACGUCGAGAAGAUGGUGCUCAUUCUCCAGGAGUACCUGGAAGAUUACAACGCUCUGAGUACUGCCCAGAUGAAACUGGUGCUGUUCCUGGACGCUGUGAGUCACGUGACUCGUAUUAGUAGAGUUAUCAGGCAGCCUCUUGGCAACGCUCUCCUUCUUGGAGUUGGAGGUUCCGGAAGACAAUCUCUGACUCGACUUGCUGCGCAUAUGGCAGAAUACGACCUCUUCCAGAUUGAGUUGAGUAAGAAUUACGGAGUGUCCGAGUGGAGGGAGGAUUUGAAAAACAUGCUUCUCAAGGCUGGUCUUCAGAAUAAGAGUAUUGUUUUCCUCUUCUCUGAUACACAGAUAAAAGCAGAGUCCUUCCUCGAGGACAUCAACAAUAUCCUUAACUCUGGAGAUGUUCCCAACAUAUACGCCUUCGAAGAUCUGGAUAACAUCUACACCGCCAUGAAGCCUGUCGUGCUGGAUUUAGGACAGCAGCCGACCAAAACAAACCUGUUCGGAGCGUACACAAAGCGAGUAAAGAACAACACUCACACUGUUAUCUGUAUGAGUCCUAUUGGUGAAGUGUUCAGAGCCAGACUUCGUAUGUUCCCAGCUCUCAUUAACUGCUGUACUAUAGAUUGGUUCAGCGAGUGGCCUGACGAGGCUUUGCAGUCCGUCGCCAAAACAUUCCUCAGCGAGAUUCCUGGUUUGGAGGAUGGACAAGUGGAAGGGAUUAUUGAUGGGUUGGUAAAUACCUGUGUGGUAAUCCAUCAGACUGUCACUAAUGCGAGUAAACAGUACUUAAUAGAGCAAGCAAGAUACUCCUACGUCACACCCACCAGUUAUCUAGAACUACUGGGUAUCUUCUCCAAACUGAUUAACUUGAAAAAGGAAGAGCUGGAAGCAGCAAGAAAAAGAACAAAAACUGGUUUGACAAAACUCCUCAACACUCAAGAUGAUGUGGCAAAAAUGCAAGCUGAGUUGGAGACUAUGAAGCCCAUGCUGGAAGAAGCGACAAAGGACACGGAGGCAACAAUGAUACAGAUAGACAAGGACAGUGUGGUAGCCGAACAAACAAGGGAGAUGGUCCAGAAGGAGGAGUCUUCUGCAAGUAUUAUGGCAGAAGAAUGUAAAUCAAUCGCUGAUGAUGCUCAGAGAGACCUCAACGAGGCACUCCCUGCCUUAGAUGCGGCUCUAAAGAGUUUGAAGAGUCUCAACAAGAACGACGUGGUUGAGGUGAGAGCAUUGCAGAGACCUCCAAACGGUGUCCGGAUGGUAAUUGAAGCUGUGUGUAUCAUGAAAGCUAUCAAACCAAAGAAAGUGCCUCAUCCUGACAAGGCUGGUGUAAAGAUUGACGACUACUGGGAGCCUGGCAAAGCCAUUCUCCAGGACCCGACCAAGUUCUUGGACAGUCUCUUCAAGUUUGACAAGGAUAAUAUCUCUGAUGACGUCAUCAAGAAGAUUCAGCCUUAUAUCGAUUCCGAGGACUUCACUCCUCAAGCUAUUCAGCGAGUGUCUAAAGCGUGUACCUCCAUCUGUCAGUGGGCCAGAGCGAUGCACAAGUACCACUUUGUGUCCAGGUCUGUGGCUCCUAAACGAGCUAGACUGAAGGAAGCACAAACACAACUCGAUACCACCAUGCAGAUCUUAAGCGACGCAAAAGAAAGGCUGCAGGAAGUUGAGGACAGAGUCGCAACACUCCAAGCAAAGUACGAUGAGUGCCUCAACAAGAAAGAGGAGCUAGAAAACAAGACGGAUCUCUGCCAGGCGCGUUUGGGACGAGCUGGUCGACUUAUCGGAGGGUUAGCUGACGAGAAGAUCAGAUGGGAGGAAACUAUCGAAACUCUGACAAAACGUAUUGGUAACGUUGUUGGAGAUCUGAUGCUCUCCGCUGGUUGCAUUGCUUAUCUUGGUAUUUACUCUGGUGAAUACAGGCAGUCCUUGCAGGACAAGUGGGAAGAUUAUCUUAUUGAGAUGGGAGUCCCACUAACUCCUCAGGUUAGUCUGGUGACUACCCUUGGAGACCCGGUCAAGAUACGAGAAUGGAAUAUUUACGGUCUCCCUCGUGACAACUUGUCUACUGAGAAUGGUGUUAUCGUGCAGUACUCCCAGAGGUGGCCUCUAUUUAUCGACCCACAAGGACAAGCUAACAAGUGGGUCAAGGUCAUGGAACGUGAUAAUGGUAUUGACGUCAUAAAACUCACAAACAGGGACUUCUUGAGAUCACUUGAAAAUGCGGUCCGGUUUGGUAAGCCUUGCCUACUUGAGAAUGUUGGCGAAGAGCUGGAUCCUGCUUUAGAACCAAUUUUACUGCAGCAAACAUUCAAACAACAAGGUGGUAUAGUGAUCAAGUUGGGAGACACCAUAAUUCCUUACCAUCCUGAUUUCAAGCUGUACAUCACCUCAAAAUUGCCCAAUCCUCAUUACACACCCGAGGUUUCGACUAAAGUAACGAUUGUCAACUUUACUUUAUCACCGAGCGGUCUUGAAGACCAGCUGUUGGGUAUCGUCGUGGCGGAGGAGAGGCCUGACUUGGAGGAAGCAAAGAACCAACUUAUCGUGAGCAACGCCAAAAUGAAGCAAGAGAUCAAGGAGAUUGAAGAUAAGAUAUUGCACAGACUUUCUGCUUCAGAAGGCUCCCCUGUUGACGACAUCAGUCUCAUUGACACAUUGGAGAUAUCGAAGGUGAAAGCAGAAGAGAUUAAAGCGAAGGUGCUUAUUGCCGAGCAAACAGAGAGAGAUAUUGACGAAACAAGAUCGAGAUAUCUACCUGUUGCGGUCAGGACCCAGAUCCUCUUCUUCUGUGUGGUCGAUCUUGCUAAGGUCGACCCUAUGUACCAGUAUUCACUCGAAUGGUACAUCAAGAUCUUCUUGAAUGGUAUUGCCAACGCUGAGACGUCUGACGAUUUGAACGAACGAAUCGUUAACAUCAACGAAUUCUUCACCUUCUCAUUGUACGUUAACGUGUGCAGAUCUGUAUUCGAGAAAGACAAGCUUCUUUUCUCCUUCCUUCUGUGUGUUCGUAUCCUCAUGCACGAGAAAGACAUCAAUAUGGACGACUGGAGAUUCCUUAUUGCUGGUGGAAUGUUGCCUGAAAAGCUGAUUGCUAACGCUGGCGAGGGAUGGUUGUCUGACAGAAGUUGGACAGAGUUACAGGCUUUGAAUUUGCUUGGUGCUUUUGUGGGAAUCGCUGAUACUUUUAAAGAGUAUGAGGUUGCCUUUAGGGCCUACUUUGAUAGCCCUGAGCCUGAAAGAGCUCCACUACCAGGAAAAUGGGAACAGCUCACAAAUUUCCAGAAACUUCUUAUUCUGAAGUGCAUACGUCCUGACAAGUUCACCAACGCCAUGCAAGACUUUAUCGCGAAUAGCCUUGGUGAGCAGUUCAUCGAGCCCCAGACCACUGAUCUAUCCCUGGUCUACAAGGAUUCCUCCCCAACUACACCCCUCAUUUUCGUGCUGUCCACUGGAACUGACCCUGCUGCUGAUCUAUACGCCUUCGCAGAGGAGAUGAAGUUCUCUAAGAAGCUGACUGCUAUCUCGCUGGGUCAAGGCCAGGGACCUCGAGCUGAGGCCAUGAUGAGAUCUGCAAUGGAGCGUGGAAGAUGGGUAUUCUUCCAGAACUGCCAUCUUGCCCCAUCCUGGAUGUCCUCGCUGGAGCAGCUCACUGAGAAUAUUGACGCUGACAAGGUUCACAGAGAUUUCAGGCUGUGGCUGACCAGUAUGCCCACACCUAAGUUCCCUGUUGCGAUCCUGCAGAACGGCAGCAAGAUGACGGUGGAGCCCCCCAGAGGUGUGAAGGCUAAUCUGCUGAAGAGUUACCAGCAGCACAAUGAUGAAUUCCUCACUUCUUGCACUGGCAGAGACGUGGAAUUCAAAGCUCUGCUCUUUUCGCUCUUCAUGUUCAAUGCUGUUAUCUGUGAACGAAGGAAGUUUGGCUCGCUUGGUUUCAACAUCCCAUACGAUUUCACCGCUGGAGACUGUAACAUCUGCGUGUCUCAGCUCAACAUGUUCCUCCAAGAAUACGCCCCCCAAGUCCCUCUCAAGGUGCUGCACUACACUGCUGGUGACAUCAACUUCGGAGGCCGAGUUACUGAUGACUGGGACAGGAGAUGUAUCAACACCAUAUUGUACGGGUUCUACAACAAGGAAGUUCUCACUGAGGGUCAUAAGUUCUCCGAGUCUGGAACUUACAAACAAAUUUCUCAUGAGGCCGUGUUCAAGGAUUACAUCAAGUCCAUCAAGGCACUCCCUCUGAACGACAGUCCGGAACUGUUCGGGCUCCACGAGAACGCUAACAUGACUUACGCUCAGAACGAAACAUUUGCAAUCCUCGACAAGUUCCUCCUUAUGCAGGCCAAGACUGGCGGUGGAGGAGGAAAGUCUCAGGAAGAGGUGAUCGACGAGACGUCAAAACAGAUUUUAUCUAAGGUCCCUAAGCCGUUUGAUAUUGUAGAUUUGAUGGAGAGACACCCUGUAAUGUAUGAAGAGAGUAUGAACACAGUCCUCCAACAAGAGGUGAUCCUGUACAACACUCUGCUGAGCCUGAUACACCGCUCACUAGGCGACCUGCUUAAAGCCCUCAAGGGUUUAGUCGUCAUGUCAGACCAGCUGGAGAGGAUGUCGACCUCUGUCUUCAACAACUCCGUACCUGAUAUGUGGGCCAACAAAGCUUACCCCUCUCUCAAACCUUUGGGUUCAUGGGUUGCUGAUCUUCUUACGAGGCUAGAAUUCAUCAAGGGUUGGAACAAGGACGGGAUCCCAAAUGUGUUCUGGAUCUCAGGUUUCUUCUUCCCUCAAGCCUUCAUCACCGGUGCUCUGCAGAACUACGCGCGGCUCACCAGUAUCUCGAUCGAUACUAUCGGAUUUGAGUACAGGGUGGUACCUGUAACGGAGGAGAUAAAGGAGAAACCCAAGACUGGGUGCUAUGUGUCUGGGUUCUUUGUUGAGGGUGCAAGGUGGUGUAGUGAGACACAUGUUCUUGCUGAGUCUAGACCAAAAGAGCUUUUCACUGAUAUGCCGACGAUCCAACUGAUCCCAGCAGCGGACAGAGAGCAACCCAGCAGCGGUAUCUACAUCUGCCCCGUCUACAAGACCCUGACUCGAGCAGGAACACUCUCCACUACUGGACACAGUACCAACUUUGUCAUGCCCCUCGAGCUUCCAUCUGAUAAGCCUCCAGAGCACUGGAUUAAGCGAGCUGUCGCUCUUAUCUGUGCUCUAGACUAUUAAAGUCUCGCAUUUACGACUUUAUUCGUUUGAGAAAAGACUUUGUAAUACAGAGUUAUAGAGACUUUACUAUGAUUUAUAUUAUUUUUAAUCCGUGUAAAUAUCACGCUGUAAAUUAUUGUAGAUUCAGAUAAAAUGUACAAUAUUAGAAACAAAGUCAUGUUCGUAGGUUAGCUACGUUUUAGAUUUUUAACUGUGAAGAAAUUAAUAUGGGUUGUAAACUUGUAUAUAAUGAUUUUAUUCUGAGGUAGUAGGGAUCUCGAUUAGAUAAUUCCUACCACCCUCGGUAUUAUCACCCCGUUACAAUCAGAUUCAAUCAAACUCUUGUCAGUAUUCAUCACAAACAUUUCUCUCUAUAUACCAAGUUUCAUUACAAUUGUGAACGAUAUCUAGCUUUUCAUUUCAAGAUGUAGAUAGAUUUCUAUGUACUUGUAGUAACAGUUUUGUAAAAUUUUUAGAAUAAUUCAUUUAAACUCCAAA